Messenger RNA from Amphiprion ocellaris (clown anemonefish), 1503 nucleotides. It is a transcript of the gene vgll1l, whose product is annotated as vestigial like family member 1. The record is from RefSeq and is a predicted model, not a curated record. Gene Ontology annotation, cellular component: nucleus. The transcript is spliced from 4 exons. NCBI's taxonomy places the organism in Eukaryota, Metazoa, Chordata, Actinopteri, Pomacentridae. The coding region runs from base 222 to 824 and encodes 200 amino acids. Gene Ontology annotation, biological process: regulation of transcription by RNA polymerase II.
ACAAACUAACACACUGGGUAACGCUCAGAGUGAAAUGUUUUGUCUGUAGAAGAAAGAAAGAUGUUGGCUAUUCGAAGCUAAUCGAUGAUUCUGAUGAAGCCAAGUGAAUUUUUCUCCAACCGUUCGGGCAGCUUCUCAUUUUCGCUUUGAUCAACCAGUCAGUGCAAGGUUGCACUUCCUGGUCUCCUUUGGUCAAUCAGCAGGUCAGUCACAGCUGACCCAUGGAGGAAAGACCAGACAGUCCAAGAGCUGUUAAGGUGGAGGAGCUUUCGCAGUGUGUCAUCCUGACUUACUUCAAGGGGGACAUCAACAGCAUGGUGGAUGCUCACUUCAGCCGAGCUCUCAACAAAACCUGCAAGUCCAAGGCACCUGCAGCAAAAGUAAAGAAAAUACGCAAAACUAUUAAGCUGGAGCCCACCAUCGGCUCCUGUCAGGGCAGUGCAGCUGAGUCCUACAGAGAGUCGCAGGCCCCCCCAGCACCUGGACACCUCCUCAGCUUCAGCUCCGCAGACAACACCCCCGGCUCCUGGCACUCCUUCACUGCCAGGACAGGGGAGGGUCCGGGGCUGCCCUCCAUCACAUACUCCUUGUCUCCAGAGGGGCUCAGUCUUACCGGACAGCAAUAUGCCACGUCCCUGCUCAACCUGCUGCACAGUGACCGGGGGGAGAUGGGGCCCAGCAUGGCCUCCAGCUCCAAGCCGGAACUGCUGCCCAGCUGGACGAUGCCUCCAGGGUUCAGAGAGUCUGUGGACCCGGCUGUGGGCUUUGAACCUGGUAAUCUGCAGCUGCAAUACAACAUCUUUAGGAAAACUUCAAACCUGUAAAAUGGACGGCAUCUGGACAAGAAGGACUUGUACUGGUACUGAGGAGAAAAGGACGCGAGCAGCAGACAUCAGCUUUAACGUCACCAUGUACCUGUGGCUCUGUAAAACCUCCCGCCUUACUGUUCAGUCCAGUGGCCUUUCUUUUUUUAGCCAUCAAACAGGAUCCUGAGUGUCAUCUGACAACGCAGUUGGAAGAAACAGCAGAGCUACUACUCCCUGCCCCGCUCUCUCUUUUCCUCAGUAAAAAUGAUCUCAGUACCUCAGCAUGUACUAACUUGAACAACCUUUCUAAACAGAAACACUCUCUGACAAACCGGUUCCUCCACUCUGUCUUUCCUCUUGUAGAUGUCAGGGCACAGUGUGUGUUAUUGCUCCCUCUGCGGUGGAGUUGGAUGAAGGGCAUUUUCUUGUGCCUUUAUCAGGCAAUUAUCUUAAACUUGUAAAUAGGCCAGUAUUAGGUGUGAACACUGUGAGCCUUUUGUGUGUAUAAAUACUGUUGUUAUUGGUUAUUACUCUGUUUACAGUUCACCAGGAGAGGUGUUAGCUGUGAGGACAUUUUGUGCAUACGAACAAAAACAAUGAAGGAUAGUGAUGUUAUGUUAAUGACUUGUUUUCUGUCAUGUACUGUAAAUAAGUGAAUCAUAUACAUACUUAAAUAAAUAUAUGAGCAGAUAUAAAA